AAAUUAUUAUAUUUACAUCAUCCAAGAUGCUGUCAGCAAAAAUCAAGGUUAAUGAAGAUGGAACAACUGAAAAAGCUUCCUCUGACCCCCUUCAGAAGAAAGGGCUUAACUUAGGUACUGAUGGACUUGGAGCUGAAGGACCCUUGGAUCUUAAAGUGCAAUAUAUUGCAAGUACUAAUCAACUACCCAAAUGGUAUCAGAUUUGGGGACUUCAUUGGAGCUUUUUAUGAAAUCCAUCAUUUUCAUCCCCAAUUCUCUCAUUAUGGGUAUAGCUCACUCAGAGAGUUGCUAGAUGACAUGAGGAAAAUCGUAAUUGUAGAAGGCAGCAAAUCAGGUAAACCAGUAAUGAAACUAGCAAAUGAUGUUAAUUUUGAUGGCUGGCUGGAUGAAAAGAAAAAAAAUGGACUGGACAAUUUUGAAGAGGAACAUCCAAGGUUGAAGGAGGAGGAAGGCAGACAAGAAGAAACAGCGGCAACAGAUCUGGCUGCAGUCUUGGCAGCAAUUACCAAUCUCCUAAUGGAAUAUGAGUCGGGUUUGAAGAUUAAGAAAUUCCAGGCAAUCUUGCUUUCCGAAGAUGGAAUUGAUCUGGAGACAUUCAGCAUCACCAAAGGCUAUAAGAAUGUCCUAAUGUUUUUGGAUGACCAGAUACCUGGUAUAAAAAUCAGAUGGCAAGGAAUCCCUCACAAAUGUGUUGUUCAACUUCCUAAAGAUUUAACAGUUGCAUCUGUGCCAAUCUGUAGCAUCUUGCAAUCAUAUCCUGAUGGCUUACAGUUGACAAACAUAAAAGAGGCAGUGAAGAAAAAAUGUGGAUAUGACCUGGAAGUAUUUUGCUACCAGGUUGGCUAUGAUGACAUAGUUUCCUGCCUCCAGCAGAUUCCUGAACUGAUAAUAAACAAGGAUAAAAACAGGAAUUGUCAUGUUCGACUUAAGUCAGCUUCUUUCAGCUGUUCUUCAUUUCAAUCCAGCCAUUCUCCCUCUUGUGAUGCAGAACAGUUUAUGUGCACAUCAAACAAUCCAAACCAAAAUGAAUCUGAAAAGAAGCCUGCACUGAGUGAAGUGAUGACAUCACUCACUGCCCUCUUAAGCAAGUAUAUGGCGGGCCUGAGAGUAAAGAAAUUGCAAGACUUCUUGCUGGCAAAAGAAGGAAUUGAUCUUGAGAAAUUCAGCAUUGCCCAGGGCCACAAAGACACAGUGGAAUUUUUGGAGCAAAAGAUGCCUAAGUUGAAGUUGAAUUACCAAACUAACAGGCUUAAUAGUGUUGUUAAAUUUGACUCAGCUUCCUUCAGAUGCUCUUCAUCCCAGUCCAGCUCUUCUUUCACUUCUGACUCAGAUCAGUCUACCUGCACAUCAAAAAUUUCAAACCAAUUCAAAUCUGAAAAGAAGCCUGCACUGAGUGAAGUGAUGACAUCACUCACUGCCCUCUUAAGCAAGUAUACAGCGGGCCUGAGAGUUAAGAAACUGCAAGACUUCUUGCUGGCAAAAGAAGGAAUUGAUCUUGAGAAGUUCAGUAUUGCCCAGGGCCAUAAAGACACAGUUGAAUUUUUGGAACAAAAGAUGCCUCAACUUUUGAUGCACCAUAGAACGAAUAGGCUUAAUACUGUUGUUGUUGAACCCCACUCAGCAGUACUGAAUGAAGUCAUAGCAUCACUCACUGCUCUCAUAAACAGGUAUAAGACGGGCCUGAGAGUUAAGAAAUUGCAAGACUUCUUGCUGGCAGAAGAAGGAAUUGAUCUUGAGAAUAUCAGCAUUGCCCUGGGCCACAAAGACACAGUGGAAUUUUUGGAGCAAAAAAUGCCUCAACUGAUUUUGAAGUACAGAACGAACAGGCUUAAUACUGUUGUCCUUGAACCUCACUCAGACUUAAAAGACAUCUCUAAACCUGCUUCCACCAUCAGUGAUCUCUCUGCAAGUGACUCUCAGCAUCAAAAUGUACCUGCUUCAAUUGCUCUAGUUCCUCCUGAAAUAAAUAAGUUGUCUCACACAAAGCAGCCUGGUCCAGCUACCAUGACAUCAAACUUCCCUUCAUUCCAGGAGCCCCACAAUGCUUUAUCAGUCAAAGUCAAGAGUUCCUCUCGUUUUCCUUCUAUUGUUUUGUCACAGCAGCCAUACCAGCUCAGUGCAAACUCACACACUGAAGACCUUCCCAGCCAUUCAAAUGUGAUGACAUUCCAAACCUCAGCUGUUCAGGAUAAAUUGAAGCAACAAGUGGCCCAGAUUCUAGCCAUGUAUCCAGAGGGCAUGUCUCUGUUCCAGUUCCGUAUUGCCUAUAGUGCUACUUUUAAACAACAUUUCCCAGUGGGCAAUGCUGCUUCUACCAAGCAACGUCUUCUCGAGAUGCCGGACACUGUUUAUAUGAGGGGUCAUGGAGUUCAGGCAUUACUGUUGCCCGUGUCCCCUGAUGUAUCACCUGCAAAGCCAGGUCAACCUGCCUCUUCCAAAGUGGAGAAUGUUGCAGUGGUCCCUAGCCAUGCAUUGGUCCAUCCUGUAACUCUGACUAAACCUGCUGUAAAAAUCUUUGAAUCUUGCCUGGAGCCUGCUGUUCCCAAGGUUGCCAUUAUGCCUGUACCUAAACCCCAUAAUUCCUUCUUGCAAUAUUAUGAAUCCAUAAGAGCACCAGAAAAUAAUGGGAAUAAACCAUUCACUGAAUUUCAUCCCCAAAGCGUCCCAGGUUUUAUUAAAAUCGUGCAAACAAACACAUCUCCUUUGAAUGGUCCCAGUCCCAAGCUAAGAGAGAUCUCCUUCAUCCCACAUUUCUGUGCAGCUUUACCUACAUGUUCUCAAGGCACAGUAUGUGGUGAUAAUUUGCCGCCAGGUAUUCUUAAAUCCAGAUUUGCAUCUCCCACUAACUCAAAGAUUUCUGACACUCUCCCAUCAGUUGACUUGACACCAGUUCCCCCAGUUUCUGUAAAACCUGAAAUUUACUCUCCAAGGAGUACAUCACAGAGCUCUGUUGGUAUUCGGCCUAGCCUUCUUGUGCAACCACCAUUUCCCAUCUUGAGUACCGAACAAAGGAAUAGUAAUCAUGCUAUUGCAGAAUUUGAUUCCUUUUCUGAAGUGCAGAAACAGUCCAGAACUUUGCAGCACUUCUCAAGUCCUGACUCUUCUGCAAAGAGAAAUUCUGUUUCUCCAUUGUUUAGAAAUUCUGCAAGCUUCUUUCCACCCAGAUCCCAACCAGACCACCAAUUACAACAGCCUACCCAUGCAAGACUAGAUGGUCUACAACCCAGUUCUGUUUCUUUAGCAGAUAAAGGCCUCCUAAAAACCUCUUUGGACAGAGUAUCUCCUGUAGCCAUGUAUCAGAGAGAACCCACUUACGUGAAUCCUCUUGAAACCAGCUCAACUUCAGAAUCAUUCAGUACCUGUUCAGUCAGUGGACCUCUUCGGCCUUUGCACACUUCAUCUGUGAUUGCCAAUAAUUCCAUGGCUUUGUCAUCUGUGUCCUCCUCAGGGACAGAAGCAGUAAGUCCAGCUUCUUCUCCAAUAGACUCUAUUGCCAGUGCUUCUGCUAAUAUCACCAGUAAUUCCAGUCCUUUGUUUCCUGAGACUCCUACUUCCACUCAGCAGAGACAGUAUGCCAGCGCAGCUGCUACUGUUAUCUCAAACAAAAAAACAACAAGCCCUACUUCUUUGUCAUCAGAAUCCACCACCAGUUCACACUACCAGUUUGCAUAUGCUUCCAGCAGGAUGACCACUAGUUCCAGUGCCCUAUCUUCUGAGACUUAUGCUUUCACACAUCAGAGACAGAAUGCACAGGCAGGUGGGACUAUAAUUGCCUCAAGUACAAAAACAGUGAGUUCCAUUUCUUCUCUAGAUUCUUCCACCAGCUUAUCUUGCCACCAUAUCUAUGCUUCUGCCAAGCCCUCCAGUAGGUCUAGUGUGUUGUCACCUGAAGCUUGUGCUUUUUCAUAUCAGAAACAACAAAGUGCAACUGGUGCUGCAGGCUCUUCAGGGACAAGAUCAAGAAGCAAAACACCUUCCCCUUCAAAGUCCACUGCAUAUCAUACUCCAAAUGUUGCUUCCAGAACUACUUUAAAUCAUGAUCCUUCGAGUCAGGAUAAUGUCACAUCCUCAUUUUCUAAACAGGGGAACCAUUAUAUGUCUUUGCAAGAAAAGCAGAUGCCUGAGCCCACUUUUACUUCUGCUGUCUCCCGAAUCUAUGAUGCAUGUCUCAUCCUAUAAAGCUAGCCUUAAAAUGGUCCAUAUGAAGACAUUUGCCUAUGGAUACUUUUUUUUCAGGGAGAGAUGCCUCUUGAAAGUGCUGCCUAAGUGCAUUCAGAGACCAUCCUUGUCUAAGCCAACAAGUGACUAACUAUCAAAUUCAGAGAAUUCUCUCUUUAGAAUAUUGAAAAUGAAUUGAUGCAGCCAUAAAAAGAACUGUCAUUAAGAUUGCACACAGUGAGAUAGCUACCUCAAAUGGCACAUAACGGAGUUAGAGUACAGUAGAGGAAAGAAUGAUGGGUGCUCUUAUAGCUAUUACAGUGCCCUCUAGCUGAUUAUCUGGCUUUUUAUGUGAUGGAAAACUCCAUCAACAGCAUUGAACCAAUGUCAGCUGAUUUAACUCAUUUUCUGAAUGAGCAGAAGCUGUGAUUUCUCCCCCCCCCUUAGGUGGGUGUACACCAGGGUUCUUCACGGCAAACUUAGCCCUUUUAUGACUGGUGGACUUCAACUCCCAGAAUUCCUCAGCCAGAUACACUGGCUGAGGAAUUCUGGGAGUUGAAGUCCACAAGUCAUAAAAGGGCCAGGUUUGAAGAUCCCUGGUGUACGCCCUGGGUUGUCUUGCCCAGAAAUAUCACUGUGAGAUCUUUCUUUUAGUUCUACUAACUAGAGCUCUUUUUUUUGGUGGUGGAGGGCGAGGCAGGGUAAAAUUGUAAUUGUCCAGGGUGGUCAGAUUCUAUGCUGGAAGCAGCUUGGUUUGCUAUUGUGCAAGCUGUAAUUGUGUAUAAUUACUUUAUAUUGUUCUUUUCUGAAAUCAUGGGCACAAACUGAUUCCUGAACCUUUGGCCUUCUCUCUCAAUCUUCUGAAAUGUUUGUAUGCAACACAUUUGAAACAAUUCUGAAGCAAUUUGUUUCAAUAAUUUGCAAGAUGUUGAAUGUAUUGCUCUCUGAAUCCUGUAAUACCUGGGAGCAGAAUGGUUGAAGAUUGUUCUUUCUGUAUUUUUCUAUGGGAAUUCUGCUGAAUCAUCUUCACAUGAGUUGUGAUUUGGCAAAAAUAGAAACCUGGAUUGUUCUGAUUCUGAGUUGUGACCAAAACAAAUAUGAAGACAUGCUGGAAUGAUUUUAAGAACGAAUGCAGCUAGGUUGGAAUGUGUUGCUUUUUGCCCUCCUGCUUCUCCACACAGGGUGGGUAUUUGCCUGCUCACUUCCUAUUUUCCCAGCACUCUUCCCUUUUACUCCUUCAGCUGUGACUGAUGUCCCAGUGCUGCAUAUGCCACUGGCUGACCUGUCCUUCAAUCUUCCCAGCACCUUCUCCUUAGCUACCUCCUACCCUUUUCCUCAUAGUCUUCUCUUUCCUUCUUUUCUCGAUAAACCUUUUUUCUAAACCUGCUUCUGGCUUAUUACCAACCAUUUCUAUUUGCAACUACCUUCCCCUCCCCAUGUCUAUAGAGAAAGAAGUUAACCUCUUAAAGGUAGUUAUAUUGAAGGAUAAAAAUUUAGGAGAAUAUAUUCAAGCAACAAUAAUUUAAGGGAUGUGCAAAUUGUUUUGCAGACAAAUAUUCCAUCUCCAACUUAAUUGCUGUUUAGAAAAUUAAUACUUUAUGUAAUACUUUUGUUCAUUGUAUGUGGAUCUUUUGACUUAUAUUUUUGUGUCAAAUAAAAUAAAAUGUUUAGCAGA
Molecule: messenger RNA, 5833 nt
Organism: Crotalus tigris (Tiger rattlesnake)
Lineage: Eukaryota; Metazoa; Chordata; Lepidosauria; Squamata; Viperidae
Product: mucin-4-like
Exons: 12
Coding region: 121-4179 (1352 amino acids)
Source: RefSeq, a predicted model, not a curated record